Messenger RNA from Micropterus dolomieu (smallmouth bass), 864 nucleotides. It is a transcript of the gene lim2.3, whose product is annotated as lens intrinsic membrane protein 2.3. Lineage: Eukaryota; Metazoa; Chordata; Actinopteri; Centrarchiformes; Centrarchidae. Gene Ontology annotation, cellular component: plasma membrane. Gene Ontology annotation, molecular function: structural constituent of eye lens. The transcript is spliced from 6 exons. Bases 246 to 767 code for a protein of 173 amino acids. The record is from RefSeq and is a predicted model, not a curated record.
CUCGCUUAGUCUUUGUGGGUCAUCAGUGAAUCCUCUACAACUCAAAGAUUCCCUGAAACACAAAACUCAUCCUCUGCGAUUGGUUGCGGCUCAGCACGCUCUAUUGUCCCAUCAGCCCGUUUGUUCGCUUGGUUUCCUACGCACAAACAAAACUUUCCUGCCACCCUGUGCGUUGACAACCCGAAAUUGGAAUCGCUGACUUUUUCUGAGGGGAAAAAAAGAUAAAGUCAGUGUUUUUUGGCAGGAUGUACAGCUUCAUGGGAGGUGGUUUGUUCUGUGCCGGAGUCGGGAACAUCCUCCUCAUUGUCUCCACGGCAACUGACUACUGGAUGCAGUAUCGUCACUCCAGCAAUUAUAUGCACCAGGGCCUGUGGCGGUACUGUGUGCCUGGGAAAUGCAUGACACACACAGACAGCAUUGCAUACUGGGAUGCCACCCGGGCCUUCAUGAUUCUUUCCCUGCUGGCUUGUUUCAUCGGCAUUGUGAUUGGUGUCAUGGCCUUCAUCCACUACUCCUCCUUUGAUGGGUUUGACAAGACGUUUGCAGCCGGCAUCCUCUUCUUCAUCUCAUGCUUCUUUGUGUUGCUGGCCAUGGCCGUCUACACAGGAGUGACAGUGAACUACUACGGUAAACGCUAUGGCAGCUGGCGAUUUUCCUGGUCCUAUAUAAUGGGCUGGGUGGCAGUGGUGCUUACCUUCUUCUCAGGUAUCUUCUACAUGUGUGCCUACCGGAUGCACGAAUGCCCAAGAAACUCCAACUCACGCUGACCUGCCACACACACACACACACACACACACACAGCCCCCAAGCAUAAUAUAUGGCCAAGAGGAACCAAUAUCCCUAUUAACUUUCCAACCACUUCAU